AUUCACAUCAUGUAAGAAAAAAAAAGUACAAUCCACCUACUCUUUUCCUUUCCUUUAAUGACCUCUUGACUUUACUUUCGUAAGUAUAAAGCCAACUAAGUACCAAACCAAAUUUCAAAAGCUUUCAACUAAGCACAAGUUUUGAAAGCUGUGACUUUUGCUCUCUCCCCUAAACAUAAAGUUUUCCUCGUUUGUGAAACCACAUAUGCCAUGAUUUAUCUUACAGACUAGGCCACAUCAACAGGGAACAAGCACGAAGUGAAAAUGGAAGACGCAACGAACGUGAAGUGAUGGAAGGCAACUGUGGUCAGAAUCAGAGUCGGUAUAUGUCAGGUUAAGCUCUAUUCUAGACAUUCGGUGGACAAGUUUCCUCACCACCAUGGAAUAUUCACAAGCUAAUCCACAGCACAAAUCAGAGUUUACAGCUUAUUCACAUCCCAGCUUACCCACACCAUCCAAGUGAUCGAGGCCCACUGCAUGGCUCGCUUCAAACUUCGCCCGGCUGGUAUCACAAGCUAACACAGAAAAGCAAAACAAGAUUAAGGUGUGACUCAAUUCACUCUACUGGUUUGUAUUCCUAAUCAGUCUCUCAGCAAUCAGGUCCUAAAUCAAAACCUUGCAUAGGAUUCCGGUUUGGGUACUCGGUGCCUGACAUGCAGUGUUCCUGGAUCAUCCUCGGGCAAUCUUUCUGUGCAGUAUGGGAUGUGGUAUCAGGUCGUUUGCCAGAGCCGCUGAAUUGCAGUGAGCGAUUUACUGUCUGUAAUGAGUGUAGACAAGCAAAGCAAGCAUAGCGGUUACUGGGGAAAAAAAGAAGUUGUGAAAUAUCACACAGCCGUCAUAUUGUAAAGAGCUCUGCGUAAGUACAGAUGAUGCAAAACAUGGAAAUUUUGGCCGAUGGCGGAGAAACCGAGGAAGCCCUCUCGGGUAAUUCCAACCACAUAGAAAAAUUCUUGCACUGAAUAAAGUUUGCUGCACUUUGUGCAGCCAGUUCCCCCUAUUCUUCUGUAGCUCUGACAUUUCUCAAUCUGUUGAACUGUGGAUGACUGUUGAACUUCUGUGGUGUCGUGUACCAAAUUGGAGUCUGAGAUAAAUACCUGAUUGUGUGUCUUUAUCGUCAUGUGCCACGGACACCAUCCUUCCACGCACAGUUGGCCCCAUUUAGCAGCCGACGAGGGCUUGGGUCUGAAGUCGAUGAAGGGCGGCUCGCAGCCGAGCUGCCGUGCACCUGAGGUUUCUACUCCUCGGUGGUGAAAUCUGCUACUAGGAAAGCAUGUUUGAAAGCUGUGUGCAGGAGACGUAGUCUCUAAACCUUGCUUGGUCAAACGAUCCUCGUGGCAAUCCCGACACUUUGGUUGGAGUGUGACUGGAUAACAUUAGUGACCAGGAGUCAAAAGCUAUGUCGUGUACUCGACAUAACGCUCUUGAUUUGGACAGGCUCGUCGUCUACGUGUGCAAUUCGCACGCACGGCAACUAGCUUUCUGCAGAAGACGGCUCUCUACAUUCAUUGAUCAUCAGAGCGGCAUCUAAAACUUCUCCACGGUGCAGAUUUCGCACCGAAAUCUGAAAUAGAUCUGUGUUUUUUUUAGUGGACCGCCCUCUGCUGUAGGCUAUCAUGUCUCCACUACAAGAGCAUCAGCCUUUCGACGUUAGAAUGCAAAACUCGAUUUCCUUUAGACAACUCGCAAGUGAGACUGAGAGAUAAUACUCGUAUAGGAGUUCUUGGGUUUUGCACAUGAUCCAACUGGUUGUGAAUGAGCACGGCUUUGUGCUUGUGUGUUAACAGCCUAACGUUUUUCACAGCUGAAAUGCGAAGGUACAAACCUCGUCUUGCUGGAGAGUUUUGAAGCCGUGCACUGAGUUGAGGCACAUGCGUUUUAUGAAAUAUGGCAGGCGGAAUUAUUCCUGAUAACAUUUCUACCAGUAGUAUUCCAACUGGCAAAAAAACAAUUUUCCCACUCACGCUCAUAACACUACUCUUUUUCCUAUGGGGUUUUGCAUACGGAUUAUUGGAUGUCUUGAACAAACACUUCCAAAAUGUUCUUGACUUGUCAAAACUUGAAUCCACCGGCCUCCAAGUUGCCUACUUUGGAGCUUAUAUUGUCUUUCCUCCAAUGGUUGGAACGCCAAUUAUACGGAGAUUUGGAUACAAGGUUUCAAUCAUGUUGGGCCUUGGUUUAUAUAUUAUUGGAGCUGUGGGUUUUUGGCCAUGCGCACAGUUUGAGACUUUUGGAGGCUUUGUUGCAUGCACGUUUGUCAUUGCAUGUGGUUUGUCCAACCUCGAAGUUGCAGCUAAUACCUAUGUGGUUAUUUUAGGAAGCCCAAAAACAGCCUCGUUGCGAUUGAAUUUUUCUCAAUCAUUCAAUGGCUUGGGUAGUUUUGUUGGGCCAUUAAUUGCAUCGAAUUUCUUUUUCUCUUCGGGGAACAAAGACAAUCUUGAUUCCGUUAAGUACAUUUACUUAGGAAUAGCAUGUGGAGUUUUUUUGGUUGCAAUUGGAUUUUUCUUUGCAAAAUUACCAGAGAUCACAGAUGAUAUGGUAUCUGAAGAAUCCAACAUUCCAACAAAGCCACUUCUAAAGCAACCACAUUUCCUUGGUGGAGUAUUGGCACAAUGGUUAUAUGUAGCUUCGCAAGUCACUGUAGCCACGUUUUUUAUCAAUUUGGCCAACGAGAAUGGUGUCAAAUCUGAUUCUAAGGCUUCGCAACUGCUCUCGUAUGCUUUGUUAUUAUUUACUGCUGGUCGAUUUUUUGCUACAUUUCUGAUGAAGUAUGUACAAGCCAGGCAUAUAGUGGGAGUCUACUCUACUGUGUGUUGUAUCCUUUGUGCACUUACUGUUAUACUUCAUGGAAUUGGAGGAUUAAUAAGUGUUAUGACAUUAUUCUUUUUUGAAUCAUGUCUAUAUCCAACCAUCUUUACUCUAGCCCUUCAAGACUUAGGUGGAAAUACCAAGCGUGGAGGUGCUUUUGUAGUUAUGGGAGUUGGUGGAGGAGCCAUUUUCCCUCCCAUUGAAGGAGUUAUUGCAGAUAGAGCAAGUACAAGAAUUGGUCAAAUUGUUCCAACAAUUGGAUUUGCAUAUGUCAUUUUGUAUGCUUUUUUGUUAGCCAAAGCACAAAAGCCUAAAUAGACUUCAGUCAUCACUUCAUGUACAGAAAUGACUAUAUAAAGAUAAUUGUAACUGUUAGUUUUAGCAAUGAUUUGUACAAAAUAGUACCCCAAAAGGUAGUAAAAUAUAGAUGCUGUCCUGUACUUCCUAGUAUGAUAUUAGAGUUCAGAAUCAGAAUUUGCACAAAUAAUAGCAUAUGUGAUUUUACUCGGA
This is a messenger RNA of Physcomitrium patens, 3315 nucleotides long. The record is from RefSeq and is a predicted model, not a curated record. Lineage: Eukaryota; Viridiplantae; Streptophyta; Bryopsida; Funariales; Funariaceae.